Messenger RNA from Asterias rubens (European starfish), 518 nucleotides. RefSeq lists its product as uncharacterized. The record is from RefSeq and is a predicted model, not a curated record. The transcript has 4 exons. The coding region runs from base 90 to 518 and encodes 142 amino acids. Lineage: Eukaryota; Metazoa; Echinodermata; Asteroidea; Forcipulatida; Asteriidae.
GUACUUAACAGUGCUUAGGACCGGCCAUCACGACAUUCGUCGACAUAAAGGUUACUCUUCUUUAAUCAACUUGGAAGAUCGUUAAAACAAUGACAACAGCUGCAUUGCAGAUAUCCAAGAAAGGUGGCUUGGUUUAUGACAGCUGUUGGUUCAAAGAUGGACGCUUACAUAAGAUAAUUAAUCAGUGCAACUCCCCACCCAAGCUUUCCGCGGGAGUUUCAAAUUCAGGAUAUCAACAAAUCGAGGGCUGUUCUUUAAGACCUCAGGAAUCGAACCCAUCAGAUUCUUGUCAGCAUUCUACAACAUCUUUGUACAAAAAUACCAGACAUGAUGUCCCCGAAGAAAAGGCAACAAAUGAUGUCAUGACAGUCAAACGAGAACAACAAAUGUUGAGAACAAGUGUAAUCAACAGUUUUCAGAGCUCAGGCACACCUGAUCCAAGUGCAUUAGUAGAAGUAUCUAUUCUUGAAUGUCAGCAACACUGGAAAACAGAGUUAAAGGUAAAUUUAUACAUUUGA